Messenger RNA from Exophiala aquamarina CBS 119918, 2013 nucleotides. RefSeq lists its product as uncharacterized. The record is from RefSeq and is a predicted model, not a curated record. Bases 1 to 2013 code for a protein of 670 amino acids. Gene Ontology annotation, cellular component: nucleus. Lineage: Eukaryota; Fungi; Ascomycota; Eurotiomycetes; Chaetothyriales; Herpotrichiellaceae. The transcript has 2 exons.
AUGCCGCCCACGGAGGAGGACUUGGCAUGGCUACGGUCCACGUUUCAUCCUAUUCCAAAACCUGCUCUUCCGGAUGAUUGCAUUGAAUACUCUUUGUACAUCUUAUCCACUUCCCUUGACAGGAGCAAUGACUCGGAACUACGGUUGCGGCUACGGGAUAUCCAAAAGCAUGCAACAGAUCUACAAAAGCGGUGCCUUAAAGACUACAUCUGGCAAAGACAGGGAUUCUCUCUCGAAUUAAACAAAGAAGAUGGGCUGAGCUUUCUACGUGGACGUACUGAGUACGGUGACUCAGUCGAAGACGAAUGGGUCGUUGUAUGGGUCUUGAAAGAGCUGACGAAAAGCUUCAGCGAGCUUUGGGUUAAGGUAACAGAUAGCGAUGGCGAGUUCCUGCUAAUCGAGGCGUCUGGUACGCUCCCAGCGUGGCUGGAACCUGAGGUAGCAGAGAAUCGUGUCUGGAUCAAUAACGGACAGCUUCGGAUCAUCAAGCCUGCAGCUAACUCUCGAAGCUCGAAGCGGACGGACGAGAAACUUUCUCUCCUCCAAGCGAGAGAGAUCAUCUUGAACGAACCGCAACGUAUAAUGCACUCUACAAGCAUGGAGGAAGAGGCAUUUUUCCGACUGCGAAAUUAUCCAAAGCAGAUUACGGAGAAUAUGCACCAUGCCGUCAUCACCAUUCCUCGAACGAUAGCGUUCUUGCUACACCAGAAGCCAGCGUACAUCAGCCCUGCAGUCGAAGCAUUCUAUCUCCGGGACCCUAUUGCUCUCAAACCAUUACAAUCAAAGGACAACAUGGACAAAAUGAGCUUCCCGCCUGAAGAUUUCGUAAGUGUGAGCGUAAAGUUCCCUCGGGUUGCCUAUGCACAAGUCAAGUCACAAGACUUCCCACCACCAGCCGUUUUUGCGGGUGCGAUGCCCUCGAGAACAGAAUCCAAAUCCUACGCUCGGGCAGAGACAGGGAUGAAAGUAGCUUGCGGCUUUGAGAUGCUCGUAUCUGAUUCUCAAUUUCAGGACAAGCCAGCCGUCCGAGAGAUGAAAAUGCUCUUGGAAGAUCUUAAAUCCGGAGACGAAGCCUUGCCCACAACAUCCGAGAUCGAAACGUGGGAGCAAUACGAGGAUGACGACAAAUGGCUGGACAUAAAUUUUGACGACCUCGACAACGAACUCGACGGCCGCCGCAAGGGCCAAACAAGUGCAGGCAAGAAAGGCACUUUUGGCGACAAAGCAGCGCAAGAAAACCUGCAAAGAAUCGUCAAGCAAUUUGAACAGUUUUUGAACGAUGAUAAGGCUGGGCUGGAUGGAGCGGGCAUGUUUGAUGAGGACAGCAGUGACGAUGACGAUGACGAGGAGGAUGAUAUUGACGACCUUGAAGAUGACGAUGACCAAGGCGAAGACAAAGAUGCCAGCUUCAACGAAGACGACUUUACGAAGAUGAUGCAGGAGAUGAUGGGCAUGCCGCCCGAGGUCAUGAAGGAGAUCAUGUCGGGCAAGCUUGGGCCCGGGGCACAAGACCCAGCGAAUCGGGCCGGUCUACGUCAGCCCGCGGCAGGAACUGGCCGCAUUAUCGAGGGCGGUCUUGAUAGCGAAUUAAGCGAUGAGGGCGAGGACGAGGACGGAGGUGAAGAUAUGCAAGCAUUCAUGAAGCAGAUGGAAGCCGAACUGCGGGGCACUGGAGUGCUCGACCUCAACCCACCAGCGUCGUCUUCGAAGCGUGGGAAACAAGCCGCCGCUAUCAAGGGUGCCGCGACUAGUGGUAGCAACGAGAUCGAGGAAGUGGACAGAGAUAGCGACGUCGACGAGCUUUCAUCCGACGACGAAGACAUCGACAACGAGAUCGACGUGAACCUGGCUCGCAAUCUGCUCGAGAGUCUCAAGUCGCAGGCUGGGACGGCCGGGCCCGGUGGGAAUCUAAUGGGGAUGCUGGGGCUUGGCAUGCUUCCGAGAGAUGAGAACGAUCCUGGAGGUGAGGCUGGUCCCAGUGGAUACUCUAAGGGGAGGAGCAAGAAGGAGUGA